UGUCAAUGAUCGCCUUUUGUCUUUUGCGGUCUUCGCCACACCGAGACCACAGCAGCGAACUCAAAGCGAACUUGUGCGAUACUGUAUCGAUGCACACUGUGUACUCGUAGCCAUGGCAUCUGUUCCCGUUGCGCAGUUUCGAUGCUUAAAUAAUUACGAAAUCCACGCAUUUGAAGCGAGCUGGCGCCCCCCACCUCCUUCUCUCGACCCCGCUCAGUCCUCUUUCUUUCCUCCGCACUGAACUAGCUGGUCUACAGGAGCAGGCUCUCAACUCGUUCUCCGGCUGAGCCGUUUCCCUUUCUCUGUUCAUUGGCUGCCUUUACUGGCAAUUCCGCUCCUUUCGCCCUCCGUUUUGCGGAAAUAUGCUAGCAUGGUUCCAGGUCAAGGCUAAGGCAGAGCAACUUCGCCUUCGCCUGGUUCUUUCUCGCUUCAUAGCAUGCUACUUCUUUCUCGCACUCGCCCAGUUCGCAGUCCAGUUCAUCCUCCAAUCCAUGUCCCUUGCGGAUGAUAUAACGGUUGUCGACCGCGUUGAGGCUAUCCUCGCGCAGCACAACGUCACGGCUGGUUUUACGAUCAUCUCUGAUGAUAUGCUCCAACUGUGCUCGACCAUCCCUACGGACGAUUUCCAGGAUUGUCUCAGCAUCUCAGCGCCUCACGUGGAGGAAAGGACGCAGAGCUAUGCGACUCGCGCAGAGAGAAAGUCGAGCAAACUCUUGGACGACGUUACAGUGACAACGAACUCGAGUUCCAUCAGCGAUCGGUGUGCAAUGUCGCUGCCAUGGAUAUUGGAAACAUUCCACGACGGCAAGCGCGAAGACAUUGCUACCCUGUUCUUCCAACUGUGGCUUCUCAUCCUCUCGGUUACCGCGAUCUUGACAGAUUCAAUCCCACAUCUUAUUGCCGCCUUGGCCAGCCACGUUCUUGAUACUGCAUGGGCCGGUUUCAACGUGCACAGUCAGCUCAAGAUGAGGUCCCAAUACGUCCAGUUUGUUGUCGGAGAUGCCUGUGAUGGUGUCGAUGUCCUCAACGGCUGGUGGGACGUCCGUUUGAACCACUCUGUCCCUAUCCUCAUCGUCAAUUGCACCGUUCUGGUUAUGUCCUGGCUCAUCUCGUGGAAAUUGUUCUUGAUGUAUGAGCGGCAAACGUUCAACAGCGUCGGAGCGUCUCCAGAAAUUAACCGCAUCUACAAGAUCUAUCUGGCCUUCUAUAUGACUAUGCAACUGGCUUCUUUCUUCAUGAUUGCUGGUACUGCUCUAUGGAUCAACAGGCUGAGCGAGCAUCUACAUGAUGCCGACAUGACUAGCUACACUCUCUACCUUGCCCUCUUUGUCGUCUCCGUCGUACUAGAGCUCGUCUGGAUCGUCCUCGGCUGGUACUCCAUCCGGCGAGAAGCCCGGAUUUUCUUCUGGUGUUUCAUCGCAACGGGAGCCGCGUUGACAGGAAUUUGGACCGCAAUGUACUUCUCUCCACUCUAUCGUUUCUACCUCAGCAUCUGGCCCUUCUUCGCAACCGUCACCGUUACGGCGUACAUCCUCCUACUCCUCACGUUCGUUGCGGGUAUUCUCUGUCGUCUCAACUUUGGCAAGGGGCUCGCUCAUUAUCUGAGCGUCAUCUCCGCUCUCGCGGGCGACAACUUCACCCCCGCCUCUUUCGCCAACAAUCCCGACGACACAGAUUGGCCCUCUAAAUCCGGCGAGGACCCUCCUCGGUUCUCCUACAUCGACCUCGAUUCGUCCAGUCUCGUGGUUCCCCCGGCCAAACAUAUUUCGACUAUCCGUCUGCACGGUUCAACGACAAUGAUUCCCAGCCUCCCCAUGACGCCUUCGGCCGCCUCAGAACGCCCUCAGUCUCAGCGACCGCCCAGCAGCUUCACGAUUCCAAUUCGGGGCCUGCCGCAGAGGCCAGGGGCUGCAGCACAGAAGGGCAGAGGUGAAAGCUUCCUCAAGCUUGGUCGUGAGAAGCGGUUGAGUGGCCAGUUCCGUGUUCCCCAUCUUAACAACCGCUUCUAGCGACUGUACCUGCAUGCUCGGUGAUCCUGGAUGUUUUGGGCGUUUCUGUGCAUUAUGACUGUAGGAAGUGUAACCUGGACAGGGUGGACGCAUGGAGGUCCGCGAAGUGGCAAGGGUGUACAUUAUUUGUCCGUGGAGAGGCAGGUCCUCUUGACCUUUUGAAACGUUCUUGGAUGUCUGCUUUCUCUAUGCUCGAAGCAUUUAUCACCAUUGUAUUUUGUUGGGGACAUGUCUCCAAUGUGUAUUUCUACGUGUUUUGCUAUAAUGGCUCGCAACCGUACCUCC
Molecule: messenger RNA, 2294 nt
Organism: Stereum hirsutum FP-91666 SS1
Lineage: Eukaryota; Fungi; Basidiomycota; Agaricomycetes; Russulales; Stereaceae
Exons: 12
Coding region: 363-2009 (548 amino acids)
Cellular component (GO): Golgi apparatus
Source: RefSeq, a predicted model, not a curated record